Paramecium sonneborni is the source of this 1440-nucleotide messenger RNA. The record is from the annotation of a GenBank genome assembly. NCBI's taxonomy places the organism in Eukaryota, Ciliophora, Oligohymenophorea, Peniculida, Parameciidae.
AUGCUUCUAAAAAAUAAGCAAUCUCCUUAACACUUUGACAUUCAAAAAUCAAUUUUAUCUACUGAUUCUUAAUUUUGGGUAUCAAAUGUUAAUUUUUAAUCAAUAUCUACAUCUUUUUUAACUGUAAAAAGCAAGGAAAUAAUGAAGGAGAAAAAUAUUUAAAUUGGAGUAUAGCAUAUUAGAUAUUCUAAAAAUGUAGAUUUUAUGUUCUAUUUAGAAAUUUAUAUGCUUUACAAAUGCAUUUUUAACGAUUCUAAGGAAUAAGAAAUAGGAAAUAAUAGGAAUAUAAUUGCAAAAAAUAGAAAACAAAAUUGAGGUUUAUGGACAAAUAUAAAAUUGGAUUGGUAUAUUAAUGAAAGAAUGUAUCUCAUUAGACUUUAUUUCUAACUAUAAUAUUGUUUAAUUAAUUGGUAGUGGAUCUACAGCUAAUGUAAUAACUAUUUUUAGUUUAAGGUUUAUUAAGUUCGAUCUAAAAUAGAUGGUUUAGAUUGUGCAAUAAAAGUGUUUGAUAAAGAAUAAUUUGAUUAGGAUUAUUCUAUAAAACAAUCCAUCUUAUUUGAAAUAUAAUAUUUAAAACUAUUAAGUCAUCCAAAUAUCGUUAAAUAUUUAGGGGUAUAUGAGUCAAAUACAUAAAUUAUAAUAAUCUUAGAGUAUUUGGCAGGAGGAGAUCUCAAAAGUAAUUUAGAAGACAAACAGAUUGGUGAAGAUUAAAUUAAAAUUAUCAUGAAAUCUAUUUUAGGUGGUAUUGAAUAAAUGCAUAAACUUGGUAUAUUUCAUAGAGAUAUUAAAAAAUGCAACAUAAUGCUUAGAAAUUAAAAUAGUUAUGAUUCAAUAUGUCUAAUUGAUUUUGGUUUAGCUGAAAAAGCAAAUCAGGAAAAUAACUAUUUAUUUAAAUAUUGUGGCACUCCUGGUUGUGUUGCUCCUGAAAUCUUAAGAAAAUAAAAAUAUGGAUUAAAAGUGGACAUCUAUAGUGUAGGCAUUUUAUGCUAUUAAUUGAUGUUUCAAAAAGAUCCUUUUAAAUCAAAUACAACUAAAGAAAUAAUAGUAAAGAAUUUCUUAGGGAAUAUUGAUCUACCAAUGACAACAUCCAUAUCAAAAAAUGGAAUUAAUUUCUUAAUAGGAUUACUUUAAAUAGAUCCAAAAAUUAGAUUUUCAGCAACUUAGGCUUUGAACCACUCUUUUCUAUAGGAUAAAAUUACACUUAGUCGUAAUAACAAUGUUUCUUAUAAAAAAAAGGAAUCCAUAAAAUUAAAGCCUAUAAUUUAUCAUAAUAGUAGGAAUAUAUCUCCUUAUAACAUAUCUAAAACAUCGCCUUGUAAAUUUUAUCUUAAAACUUAAAGGAGUACAAGCUCUAAAUAUGACAAACUUUAAAAUGAAAGCACAAAAAUAGUGUCAAAAUCUUUUUUAUUAAAAAAUUAUUAAAAAAUGAAUACAAAAUGA